AUGAUACGGUCCAGAAUACUCUAUAACUAUUCACAUUACAUCUCCUAUUAUUCGAAGAUCUUGUCAAUUUGUGUCAUCUGCUUUCUGACGUAUUACGGGUUUUUGCGCUCGGAGACAGACUUUUCGAAGCAUCCACAUUUUAUUUAUUUGCAGAAACUUCAAGAAAACCAGCAAAACUCUGAGUGUGUGAUUCCAGAAGUAAAUCCAUGGGAUCCAUCUAUUCUCUCAUAUUUUUCAAAACCGUCCCCUCUUGUUUGCUCACCAGUACAAGAGAAAGUUGUCAAAAGUUUCAAAAAUGGAGUUAUUACGUUCGACGCUGACAUCAUUAAAAACGCGAAAUGCUAUAAAGUAGUAGUUAGUCACGAUGAAAACGUCACUGACUUGGAUGUCAAAUAUGGCCCCGAGAUUCCUAUAGACCUUUCCAAACCCUUCUCCAUCGAAAUCCCCGAAGAGUUCUUCCAAAUCUCAUGUGAAUCUGAAAACAUGUUACACACAGAAAUAUUCAAGUACAAUUACGCCCAAGUAAUCCCCAAGAAAACCAAUCUGAAAAACAAAACGAUCGAAAACUCGAGUCUCGAUUUUCCGUCUGUUAUUAUGAUUGGAUUGGAUUCAAUGUCGAGAAGUAAUUUCAUUCGUCAGAUGCCAAAAACGUACAAAUAUAUGCAGGAUUCCGGGUUUAUUGAUAUGAAAGGACAUAUGAAGAUUCAUGAUAACACUUAUGGAAAUAUUCUGGCAAUUCUUACUGGAAAGAGGGGUGUCAGUGUUCAGGAAUUCCCCGCUGAAAUGAAUGAAAGUUGGCACAUUGCCUUCGAUGAUUUCGAUUUCGUCUGGAAAACAUUUAGCGAGAAUGGUUAUGCCACUCUAUUUGCUGAAGAUCGUCCUGAUAUCGGCACGUUUACUUACAAGAAUCUUCUCAAUGGCUUCCUCCAAAAACCCACCGAUCACUACCUUCGCCCAUUCUGGAUCUCCGCAUUCUGGUCACUCAUUUCCAGGCGUUCUGCUCCUUCGUGCUACGAUAACCAACCGCAACAUAAAAUACAAUUGGAGUAUCUUGAAAAGUUCCUGGAGAAAUACGACAAGAAACGGAAAUUUGCAUUCUGGUGGUCACAAGACAUGAGCCAUGGAUUUUUGAAUUUAAUCGGGAGGACUGACGAUGACUUCGAGGGAUUUUUUAAGAAAAACGAGAAACGACUGGAUGAUUCGAUUGUCAUCGUUUUUUCGGAUCACGGACAUCGAUACGAUAAGAUCAGAGAAACUGUAAUCGGGAGGAUUGAAUCAAGAAUGCCGUUUCAUUCGAUCAAAAUACCAGAUGGAGUGAGGAAAAAGUAUCCACAUAUUGUAGAAAACCUUCUUGCCAACUCCAAACUAAUGACAACUCAAUUCGAUGUCAACGACUCUCUUCGGAAGGUUGCAAUUGGUAAAAUUGGUGAACAAUUAUCUCAAACGAAUCAGAAACGCAGUUAUUCAUACUUCGAUCCCUUCCCAAAACGAACAGGUUGCUUCGAAGCAGGCAUCCCAUCAGAUUUCUGCCCCUGCUUUUCGGAGAUAGAAAUCCCGAAAACUGAAGCUAAAGAAGCGGCGGACGAGUUGAUGCAAAUCGUGAAUGACCUACUAGAGAAUACGGAACAAACAGAAGAAUACGAAAUGGAUUCGAAAGAACUGAAAGAGUACAUGUGCACUCCGAUGGAAAUCGAUAAUAUCGAGUAUUCGUCGGUGAGGUUGCCAAUGUUGAGUGUUGUCAAGGAUGUAAAGUCGGAGGACGCUCCGUUGCAAUCGUUCUCGUUACAGUACCAUAUUGUCGUCCGUGCAAAGCCCCCAAGCUACGCACUACUCGAAUCUACACUGGAACACAAUUUGAAAACGGAUACGUGGUCUUCAUUGGGUGAAAUUGAAAGGAAUAAUAAAUUUGAGGAAAAAUCGAUGGAACUUUUCGAGAAUUUUCCACUGAUAAUCGGAAAAUGUGAAGACUCGAUCAGAAAUAUUAAAGUCACUGAAUACGCAACUGCGAACAAUGUUUACUGGGCCAUCCCACCAAUCCGUCAAUCUGAGAAUUCUUCGAAUGCCUUAGUCAUGUUAGGAAUUCGAGAUGGCAAUUCUGAAGCAAUUUCUAAUAUCAAAAUAACAUUUCCCAGCCUGAAAUCUUAUGGAACGAGUGCAUACGGCUCUGAAAAUAAAGAGUUCGACACAUUCUUCAACUAUGCUAUUGGAGUGAAUGACACUGGUCUGCAGACUAUAUAUGACUUCAGUGGGAAUAUUGUAGAGCUGAAGGAACUCAGUGGUUUCACAUUUUUCAAAGAUGUAAUUGGAGAGAGGGUAAGUUUUAUCAUGCUCUAA
Molecule: messenger RNA, 2334 nt
Organism: Caenorhabditis remanei
Lineage: Eukaryota; Metazoa; Nematoda; Chromadorea; Rhabditida; Rhabditidae
Exons: 9
Coding region: 1-2334 (777 amino acids)
Source: RefSeq, a predicted model, not a curated record